Thalassophryne amazonica is the source of this 1405-nucleotide messenger RNA. It is a transcript of the gene anxa3b, whose product is annotated as annexin A3b. Gene Ontology annotation, cellular component: cytoplasm. NCBI's taxonomy places the organism in Eukaryota, Metazoa, Chordata, Actinopteri, Batrachoidiformes, Batrachoididae. The coding region runs from base 101 to 1114 and encodes 337 amino acids. The record is from RefSeq and is a predicted model, not a curated record. The transcript is spliced from 14 exons. Gene Ontology annotation, molecular function: phospholipase inhibitor activity; calcium ion binding; calcium-dependent phospholipid binding.
CUCGCCACUUUUCUGAAAGGUGUGGCCACUGUGUGAAAGUUACUUCCUUUGCAUCCACGCUAAACUGUCGCAGUUUUAAACUGUUUCAUCAACCACAACAAUGUCUGUCUGGGAUGACUUGGACUUGCUUUUAGAUUCUCCAUCCUCACUCACAGUCACAUCCCAUACAAAAGGAACUGUGAAAGACAUGGCCAAUUUUAAAGUGGAAGAUGAUGUGUCUGCGCUAAGAAAGGCCAUCGAAGGCAUUGGUACAACGGAAAAGGUUCUGAUUGAUGUGCUGACCCACAGAAGUAACGCUCAACGUCAGCUUAUUGCUAAAGCGUACGAGAAGGCUACAGGGAGGGCGUUGGUAGCUGACCUCAAGGGCGACACCCAUGGAGACUUUGAGGACUUGUUGGUAGCUCUGGUUACACUUCCCGCAGUCUAUGACUGUCAUGAGGUCAUCAAAGCCACCAAGGGAGCUGGAACCACUGAAAGCACGCUGACUGAAAUCUUUGCAUCCCGAUCCAACAGACAUAUCAAAGCUCUGUCUGAGGCCUACCUGGCAGAAACAGGAAGGUCAAUCAUUAAUGAUCUGCAGUCGGAGGUGUCUGGUGAUUACGCCAAAGCUCUGCUCAUCUUGGCUGAGGGUAAGAGAGAUGAAAGCACCAAUGUGGAUUCUGCAAAAGCUAAAGCAGAUGCAAAGGCCCUAUAUGAAGCAGGAGAGAAGAAAUGGGGCACUGACGAGGCAAAAUUCAUUGACAUCCUCUGUCACAGGAGCAUUCCACAGCUUCAACAGACUCUGGUAGAGUAUAAGAAUAUCAGCAAGAAGACGCUGCAGCAGAGCAUCGAGAGCGAGAUGUCUGGUGACCUGGAGAAGUUACUGGUGGCAGUUGUGAAGUGUGUGAAGAGUGUGCCUACGUAUCUGGCAGAGAUACUCUUCAAAAGCAUGAAGGGUGCGGGGACUACAGAGUCCACUCUGACCAGGAUCAUUGUGAGCCGCUCUGAGAUUGAUUUGCAGGACAUCAAAACUGACUACAAGAAGCUUUUUGGCUAUACUCUCUAUUCCCAACUAGAGGAUGAAGUUUCCGGUAAUUAUGGUGAAGCCCUAAAACAAUUGUGUGGCCAAGACUAAAUCCCCUCGAAUCCAGACACAAGGAUCACACAUCCAUCUGAGAUCCAAACAGAACCUACGAAUAUCCAACUCAUGCUUGGCCUCCACAAAGCGCUGCUGAUACAUGAUCUAUAAAAUAAAGUACUGCUUCAAGUCUUGGAUCAACACAAAAAGUCACUCAGUAAUUGAACACUUUCUUAGUCAGUGUUUUGAUCUUGCCCAAUGUAAUACAGUUCAGUAGAAAACAAGUGUCCAGCACAGUUCACCAUUUUUGGACUUGUGAAAAUAAAAACGUACACAUUUAUAAAAUCA